CGGGAGUCCCGCAGCACCCUCUGCCGCCGCCGCAGCCAUCCGUGCGUCCUUCCGUUUCUGAGGACCCGGGCUCCGAGUUCCAGCGCCUCGAGCACCGCCGCAGCUAGCCAGCCAGCAUGUCGGGUAUCAAGAAGCAGAAGACGGAGAGCCAGAAGAAAUCCACUAAUGUAGUCUAUCAGGCCCACCACGUGAGCAGGAAUAAGAGAGGGCAGGUGGUUGGAAAAAGGGGCGGAUUCCGAGGAUGUACUGUAUGGCUAACAGGUCUCUCCGGUGCGGGAAAAACAACAAUAAGUUUUGCUCUGGAAGAGUACCUCGUCUCUCAUGCCAUCCCUUGUUACUCCCUGGAUGGGGACAAUGUCCGUCAAGGCCUGAACAAAAACCUCGGAUUCUCUCCUGGGGACAGAGAAGAAAAUAUCCGCCGGAUUGCCGAGGUGGCCAAGCUGUUUGCUGACGCUGGUCUGAUCUGCAUCACCAGCUUCAUCUCUCCUUUCACAAAGGAUCGUGAGAAUGCCCGAAAAAUCCACGAAUCAGCAGGACUGCCAUUCUUUGAAAUAUUUGUAGAUGCGCCUCUAAACAUUUGCGAAAGCAGAGACGUGAAAGGCCUCUACAAACGGGCCCGAGCUGGGGAGAUUAAAGGGUUUACUGGUAUUGAUUCUGAUUAUGAGAAACCUGAAACUCCAGAGUGUGUGCUUAAAACCAGUGUGUCCUCAGUGAGUGACUGUAUCCAGCAAGUGGUGGAACUUCUGCAGGAGCAGAACAUUGUACCGCACACUACAAUCAAAGGCAUCCAUGAACUCUUUGUGCCGGAAAACAAACUUGACCAAGUUCGAGCUGAGGCUGAGACUCUCCCUUCAUUAUCAAUUACUAAGGUGGAUCUCCAGUGGGUCCAAGUUUUGAGUGAAGGCUGGGCUACUCCCCUGAAAGGUUUUAUGCGGGAGAGGGAAUACUUGCAGGUUCUACACUUUGACACCCUGCUAGAUGGCAUGGUCCUUCCUGAUGGAGUGAUCAACAUGAGCAUUCCCAUCAUACUGCCUGUCUCCAUGGAUGAUAAAAAACGCCUGGAAGGGUGCAGCGAGUUUGCGCUGGUGUACGGUGGACAGAGGGUGGCUAUCUUACAAGAUCCUGAAUUCUAUGAACAUAGAAAAGAGGAACGUUGCUCUCGUGUGUGGGGGACAGCAUGUGAUAAACACCCCCAUAUCAAAAUGGUGAGGGAAAGUGGUGAUUGGCUGGUUGGUGGAGACCUUCAAGUGCUGGAGAAAAUAAGGUGGAAUGAUGGGCUGGACCAGUACCGCCUGACGCCUGUUGAACUCAAACAGAAAUGUAAAGAAAUGAAUGCUGAUGCGGUGUUUGCAUUCCAAUUGCGCAAUCCUGUCCACAAUGGCCAUGCUCUGUUGAUGCAGGACACCCGUCGCCGGCUCCUGGAGAGGGGCUACAAGCACCCGGUCCUCCUGCUACACCCUCUGGGUGGCUGGACCAAGGAUGAUGAUGUGCCCCUGGACUGGCGGAUGAAGCAGCAUGCAGCUGUGCUCGAGGAAGGGGUCCUAGAUCCCAAGUCAACCAUUGUUGCCAUCUUCCCAUCUCCCAUGUUAUAUGCCGGCCCCACAGAGGUCCAGUGGCACUGCAGGGCCCGGAUGAUUGCGGGGGUCAACUUCUACAUUGUGGGCCGGGACCCUGCAGGAAUGCCUCACCCUGAGAUGAAGAAGGACCUGUAUGAACCGACUCAUGGAGGCAAGGUCUUGAGCAUGGCGCCUGGCCUUACCUCUGUGGAAAUCAUUCCAUUCCGAGUGGCUGCCUACAACAAAGACAAAAAAGCCAUGGACUUCUAUGAUCCAGAAAGACACAACGAGUUUGACUUCAUCUCAGGAACUCGUAUGAGGAAGCUCGCCAGGGAAGGAGAAAAUCCCCCAGAUGGUUUCAUGGCCCCCAAAGCAUGGAAAGUCCUGAUAGAUUACUACAAGUCCCUGGAGAAGAACAACUGAAUGCCUUUGGCUCCAGAGUUUCUUUCUGAAGUGCUCUUUGCUUCUCUUUUCUAUUUUUGUGAUUAGAUAGAUGGCUUUGUAUCCAAUUGCUUCUCGGUGACUGAUUUUAAAGUUACUAUUUCAUAACUAGGUCAAAAUUGUGUUAUAAUUUAAAGUCAACUUAAAUAUCUGUUUUUUAAAAAAAGUCAAAUUGGAGACCAAAUCUUACCAGGUGGAAGAGAUUGUUAUACAUUUCAGAAUGAAAUUAGCUGUACUCUCUAUAGCAUCUGAGCAGGUGGGGCCCAGAUUUCUCAAAGCUUUGACCACCAUGUGUCUAAUUUACUUGCCAACAAAUAAAGCUUAUUUUCUAGCUUAAAUCUUGCCAACCUGCACUCCCCCAAGGGUAUAUACCAGUAGUAAAAUAAAUCAGAUGAGCAGCCUCUUCUGUCCAACUUAUCAGGAAAACAAAAAACAAACAAAAAAAAAAACACCAGGAUUUCUCACCCUGUAUGAGGUGUGGCUUGUGUCAAGAUUUUUGCUAAUGUUUUACCUCGUGCCUGUAUACAGCCUUAUUGCCCAAUCUCUUUGUUGAAGUAAGACCUGACUGUAGAAACCAAAUAUGUGAAAAUGUGAAUUUAAUCUCAGAGACCUAUGCAACCUAGUUCUGCCACGAAAGCUAUAUUGUCUAAUCAGAAGUUGUAAUGGCCUUUUGUGAGUGAUGUAACUUCAAUUAAAUGCCAACUUUACAGUAGAGUGCUGUGACGAAAGGAUUUACGCCCAGGGCUCAAUCUGGCAAUGUUGUGGAAAGUUAACUUUUUCCUUCUUUGCUGUGGCCAUUGUGCCAUACGGAGAGGCUGGGCUUAUCUGACUGCAGCAGGGUCAUCUGUAACCAAAAAACAAUUCACACCAUCAGAGACUCACCGGGUGCUGGAGCUGGAAAGGGUCUCAGAAAACACCAAGUCCAACCCUUUCAUUGUACAAGUGAACAAAGUGAGCCAGUCACAUGCACAUGCUCUGUGAGCUGCUGAGCACUGUAACACACACACAAAGUUGGCAUGAUUAGAAAGUAAUGGUGGCGCUGUCAGACUUGACUCGACGGCAAGUGGUUUUCAUGGUGGUGCUGAAUGAGCACAAAGAGAGUUGACUCCAGUCUGGUGCUGUCUACACACGCAACACAGGAGCUGGCCUGAUUCCCCUCAGCUGCGAAACAAAGCGCCUUGAACAAGGGCACUUAACAAAGCAGCCUUCUUAGAUACCGAAAAGUCCAGAGUUUUCUAAUCCCAGCGGAUUUUAUUACAGUUGGAAAAAAUACUUUUCCAAAAACUCAGGCUGUUGUGAGACACUCAACCUCUGACGGUUUUAUUCCGUGGGAGGCAAUCCUUUGUACUUUUUACAUAAUUCAUUGUUGCCAAGGAAUAUACGAAGAUACAGCACCUUUUACACAUAGGUCUUUUUGGAAGAGUCCUAAACUAGAAAGACAAAACUGUGAUUUUUUUUCACACUUUCAGUUGUUAAAAAUAAAAAUGCUAAUCUUAGUUACUGAAAGUUCUUUUGAGAAUAAAGUACAUACAAUGGCCACAGCAAAAUCUAUAUUUUAUACAAUCAUGCCUGUAUUCUUUUAAUCAGAGGCACUCACUAAUGCCUUUUUAAAUAAUAACGUAUUUAUUGAAAACAAGAAACUGGGUUUAGUGCCUUAACCAAUGUAUUCUGUGAUUUUUUAAAUACAUUUAAAACUGCUCUUCUGCUCUAGUGCCACAGUGCAAAUGACUAUUUCUGUGUAAACUGAUGCUUGUUCUUAUUUUAAUAAAUUUCUCAAAAUGAA
Trichechus manatus latirostris (Florida manatee) is the source of this 3780-nucleotide messenger RNA. RefSeq names its product 3'-phosphoadenosine 5'-phosphosulfate synthase 2 (gene PAPSS2). Gene Ontology annotation, molecular function: ATP binding; sulfate adenylyltransferase (ATP) activity; adenylylsulfate kinase activity. The transcript is spliced from 13 exons. The coding region runs from base 117 to 1979 and encodes 620 amino acids. The record is from RefSeq and is a predicted model, not a curated record. Gene Ontology annotation, biological process: sulfate assimilation; 3'-phosphoadenosine 5'-phosphosulfate biosynthetic process. Lineage: Eukaryota; Metazoa; Chordata; Mammalia; Sirenia; Trichechidae.